This is a messenger RNA of Akanthomyces muscarius, 783 nucleotides long. RefSeq lists its product as uncharacterized. The record is from RefSeq and is a predicted model, not a curated record. Bases 1 to 783 code for a protein of 260 amino acids. Gene Ontology annotation, biological process: carbohydrate metabolic process; pentose-phosphate shunt. Gene Ontology annotation, molecular function: 6-phosphogluconolactonase activity. The transcript has a single exon. Lineage: Eukaryota; Fungi; Ascomycota; Sordariomycetes; Hypocreales; Cordycipitaceae.
AUGCCCAAGACGCAGCCCAACCUCUACGCCUUCUCCGGCGUUGACACGCUCGCUCCGGCCCUCCGGCAGUAUGUCAUCCAGAGUCAAAACGCCGGCUUCGCGCGCCACGACAGCUUCAAGGUGGCCGUGUCCGGCGGCUCGCUGCCCAAGACUCUCGCCGCGGCCCUCCUCGCGCCCUCGACGGGCCCCAGCGACACGCUCGACUUUUCAAAGUGGGAGAUUUUCUUCGCCGACGAGCGCGCCGUGCCGCUCGACCACGCCGACUCCAACUACGCGCUGCUCAAGAGCGAGCUCCUCGACAAGCUGCCCGCGGACCAGCAGCCCGCCGUCCGGCCCAUCGACACCGCGCACCUCGACGACGUGCAGGAGCUCGCCGACGCCUACGAGCAGACGCUCGUCGCCUCGUUUGCCUCGCGCGACUCGGUCCGCCUGCCCAUCUUCGACCUGCUCCUGCUCGGCUGCGGGCCCGACGGCCACACCUGCUCGCUCUUCCCCAACCACGCCCUCCUCCGCGAGACGACGGCCUGGGUCGCCCCCAUCGACGACUCGCCCAAGCCCCCCGCCAAGCGCAUCACCCUGACCCUACCCGUCGUCAACCACGCCGUCCGCGUCGCCUUUGUCGCCACAGGCGCCGGCAAGAAGGAGAUUAUGAAGCAAAUCUUUGACAGCGCCGACGGUCUGCCCUGCGCGCUCGUCAACGAGGGCUCCGGCGAUCGCUGCAGCUGGUUCGUCGACGAGCCUGCCGUCGAAGGCGUCGGCUUCCCUCGCCGCUCGUUCCUGUGA